Molecule: messenger RNA, 969 nt
Organism: Rhipicephalus sanguineus (brown dog tick)
Lineage: Eukaryota; Metazoa; Arthropoda; Arachnida; Ixodida; Ixodidae
Exons: 3
Coding region: 46-951 (301 amino acids)
Molecular function (GO): acyltransferase activity, transferring groups other than amino-acyl groups
Source: RefSeq, a predicted model, not a curated record
UUCGGGAUCUGAGCGUGGGAACAUAGAGUUGAUUAAGCGUGCAGCAUGGAGGGAAAAGGAGUGACGAUUCGACCGAUGCGUGAGCAGGACAAGGAAGGUGUGGUUGAGUUGCGCAGAAGUUAUGGCCAGCAGCUGGGCAUCGGGGCACUGGACGCGCUGACAAAGUACGAUCCGGACUGCAUCUACGUCGCGGUUACCGAGGAUGGUCAGGUGCAGGGCAGUUGCGCCGUCGUGGACCUACACCCUGACAUCGCGUACGUGAUGAUGCACGCGGUUCGCGCCGAGCUCCAGAAGUCGGGGCUCGCCACGAGGCUCUGGCAGGAGGCCGUCGAGCAGCGUCUCGGGGCCGACAGGAACGCGUUCCUCAUCUGCGGAGGAUUUCACGUGGCCAUGUACUACCGGCGUUUCGGCUUCGAAUCCGUGUCGCCACAGAGCGUCCACUACAUCCGGCCGGGGCCCGCCGACAUCUCCUCACUGACCCAGAGCGAGGAGGGCGUGCAGGUGGCGGCUGUGCAGGUGCAAGACGACGUCGAGACGGUGGCCGCCAUCGCCGACUACGACGCCGCCGUGUUUGGCUUCCGCAGAGAACGCUUCAUUGGUUUUGUUCUGGCCGAAAAGGGCAACGCCGUAGUAGUGGCACGACGAGACGACCAGAACCGGUCUGUGGUAGGCUACGGAGUGGUCAGCACGGACAUUAGCGGCCGUGCGCUCCUGAGGAUCGUGUACGCCGACGAAGAGGCCAUCGCCGAGUGCAUCGUGUACCGCUUGCUCGAGGCGUACGGCCCGUUUCACAAGAAGGGCCUCACGGGGCUGCUGCUGGCAGGAGCCGGGAAAGGGCACGGCAUCGACCAUAAGAUGGCGCUGGAAACCGUGCCCUACGUGAACAUCCUCUACCGCCGACACGAGCCGUCCACGUGCGACUACGGGAAACAGUUCGUGGUGCCAGUGUAGGCUGGUCUGUAAUGGACU